AUGCUGUUAUUUGAAGCGUCGGAGCUAAGUUCGCAGCUAUCCACUUGGCUUGAUGCCGCCUCGUUUGGAUCACAGCCUGCUCGUGCUAUCAUUGUGCCACAUGCCGGGUAUCGGUACUCAGGUGCAUGUGCAGCUUUCGGAUUCAAGCAGAUUGAUUCGGAAUCGACUGUUCACUAUGUGUUGAAUUGUGCAGUUUACGAGGAAUUGAAAAGCACGGGUGAAUUCAUAUCAUUUGCCCUCGGACAGGAUGAAGAUGAACAUUCAAUCGAAAUGCAGUUUCCAUACAUUGCAAAAGUUAUGGAGAGGUUUCGUGAUCGGUUUACAAUCGUCCCCAUUGUGGUUGGAAACUUGUCCCCCGAGCGAGAAGCUCUUUAUGGUCGAAUUCUGGCUCCUUAUCUGGCAAACUCAUCUAAUGUCUUUGUGAUCUCGUCAGAUUUCUGUCAUUGGGCUGAACAUUCCGUUCCCUAG
This is a messenger RNA of Echinostoma caproni, 468 nucleotides long. The record is from the annotation of a GenBank genome assembly. NCBI's taxonomy places the organism in Eukaryota, Metazoa, Platyhelminthes, Trematoda, Plagiorchiida, Echinostomatidae.